Molecule: messenger RNA, 1941 nt
Organism: Tetrapisispora phaffii CBS 4417
Lineage: Eukaryota; Fungi; Ascomycota; Saccharomycetes; Saccharomycetales; Saccharomycetaceae
Exons: 1
Coding region: 1-1941 (646 amino acids)
Biological process (GO): cellular response to oxidative stress
Cellular component (GO): cytoplasm
Source: RefSeq, a predicted model, not a curated record
AUGACUGUUAGUAGUGGUUUUUGUGAUAGGUUGAACAAUGCGUUUAAUGAUAAGGAGCUAGAUUGUAUUAGCUUGGUUACAAUAAUCGACAGUUAUUGUGAGACCAUAUGUAAAUCUGAGGCGUCGACUACUGAGAUGUCUUAUUUAUUUUUAAAAGCUUUGAAUAUUCAAUUGAAUCGAUUCCAUGAUGUGGUUUAUGAAAUAGGUUGGGAUCUUCCAAAAUCAAUUAUUGGUUUAUGUAUGUUUAAAGAUAAGAAAAAUGUUCCUAUAGAGUGGAGAAAAGAUGAAAUAUUCCUUUUAAUCAAUGAAUCCUUUGAUAUAAUAAUCAAGUAUAGUAAUCCAAAGGAAUAUUUUAUUGCGUUUUGCGAUAUGCUAUCGACUUCUGAUAUUUCUGCCAUUACAGCACAGUUCUAUAAAUCUGAAGGCAUUGAUGAAGAAAGUGAUACUCUGGCAGAAUUAUCAUUUUUAGCUCAAUUUUUUCUAAUCAUGAAUUUAGGUACUGCAUCUUUUAAAAAUAUUAAAACUGUCUACCCUUCUAAAUUCUUACGAAUGUUUUAUGAGGCUUUGCGUAAAUACGUGACUACCAAUUUAUCAUUACUUAAAGAGCAAGUUUGCUUUGAGACCAUAAUAUAUAAGUUCCUCGCGGAUUUCCAUGUAGAAAUACCACCUAAGGAUUUUAUAACUGAUCUGGGGUUAUCGAAAAGUGAAUAUAAAGACAUCAAGGAGGAAGAAAUAAGACUAUGCAAUAAAAUUCUAUUGUCAGGCCAAUUUAUGUUAAUAUCGUUACUUUAUAGUAAUACUGAAAGUGGCUGUGAUUUGCAAAUAUAUAGUGGUAUCGACAAAAAAUUUAAUAUUGAUGCCAAUGAUUAUACUUACGAUAACAACCGAGUUCAAAUGUACUGUGAUAUGGCAACCAAGUUUGGAUUAGACUUACAUAAUCAAUUCGAGACUAUAAAAAAUAAUUCAAAAGAGUUAUACAAUGAUAUCACAAAUUUUGAGUCACCUAAUGGUGAAUUUGAGAGUUUACCUGCAUCUAAAUUGAAUGAAUUGAUUUAUCAUUUAGCAUAUACACAUGAAAUUAAGAAUUUAUCAAACCUUAAAGAUCCUUCUACUGGAAUAUUUGCAAUUUUAACGUAUUUUGGGAUGUUUAUGCUCUCAAAAAAUGAUGCAGUGUCUAUCACUUAUUCUUUAGAAGAGAGUAUUUACUUAUAUUUGCAUUGUUCAAGUUGUUCAAUAUACUCACAAAAUAUGAAUAACGUCUUUGUUGAAAGUGUUGCAAGAUACAUGAUUAUUAAUUCUUUCAUGGAAUGUUCAAAUUCAACUGAAAUUAAAAGACAGUUAUCUAGAAUUCCUUUAAACAUUAAAAAUGUUUUUCUUCAAUUAUUAUUAAUGAAAGUACGCAAUGAAGCAGAUAGUAAUGUUCGAACAAUUUAUCUUUUUAUCAUUACCCAAAUAUUGGCAUCUGUAACUCAAGCAGAAUCAUUUGACUUUAUUGUGGAUACGUUACUAACUUGCCCAUUUAUUGAGGCAAAGAUUGUUAUACUAUACAUUUUAAAGACACUACUGAUCAAAGAUAUUUGCCAAGUACAAUCAUAUUUUGUAACUGAAGACAAAGAUCAAAAAUUACCAGCAUUACCGCCAAGACCAAUAAUUAAAUUGGAUGACGAUAUCAUUGCCAAAAUCCAUAGUCUUUACUCCAUAACAUUUGAAUCAACGAUAAAAGACAAGAAAGAUAAAAGGCAAUUGACCCUAUUGUUAAGUUUUUUGAACCUAAUGAUUGUGUUAAGAAGGCAAUGGAACUUAAACUUGCUUAUAAUAAUAGAUGAGCAGUUUACUAAAGAAUUUCAAGACGAACCAAUUGAAGAAGAACUUCCAGAAAUUGGGUUCAUUAAAAUUUCAAUGGAAACAUUAAAGGAGUUCAUAAGUACUUCAGUGAAAUAA